AGUGACUUUAAAAAAAGGAACUGGAUGUACUACUACACUGUAGUAGAUAAAUAGACGUCCGUUCUAUUAAAAUGUCAUUAGUUCCAUGUGGACAUUUUACCUUUUGUACCUUUAAAAGGUAUUGACGUUGCUUACAUUCCAAUGACGUCUGACAAAUGACAUUAAUCUGUCUAUUUCCCCGGAUGACAACCAAUGAGAGUUGAGUAGAGGCGGGAUGUUUACACUGUUAGCCAAAUAAAAUACAUUGGUUGUGCCACUUAGAGUAGUCAUAUUCUAGUCACACCUUUUACAGACUGUAAAGACAGAUGUUCCAUCUGAUCGCAGAAUUUAUAUCUGUGCCCAUCAAUUCCUCAGCCGGCUGUAAGAAGAUCCUUCAUCUCCUCUUGACUUGGUGACCUGCUGUCCUACCAUGGCUGAGAAGCUAGCUUCCUUUGGUAAGAUGCUGCUCAGGCGGCGAGCGCUGGACUGUAACCAGGAAGAGAGCCACUUCGCCCGCUGCCUGAGCACACUGGACCUGAUAGCCCUGGGGGUGGGCGCCACUCUGGGGGCCGGCGUCUAUUUGCUGGCUGGAGAGGUUGCCAGGGAGAAGGCCGGCCCAGCCAUCGUGCUCUGCUUCCUCAUCGCAGCGCUCUCCUCCGUCCUUGCUGGUCUGUGUUAUGCUGAGUUUGGUGCCCGUGUGCCAAAGACUGGUUCAGCCUACAUGUACAGCUAUGUGACAGUGGGGGAGAUCUGGGCCUUCAUUACUGGUUGGAACCUCAUCCUCUCCUAUGUCAUAGGCACAGCCAGUGUUUCUCGGGCCUGGAGCUCCACCUUUGACAACCUGGUUGAACAGAAGAUCUCAAACUUCUUCAGAGCCUCCAUGUCCAUCAAGGUCCCUGGGAAUAUUCUGGCUGAAUACCCAGACCUCUUCGCCCUCAUCCUGAUCUUGCUGCUCACUGGUCUGCUGGCGUUUGGCGUGAGUGAGUCGGCCCUGGUGAACAAGAUCUUCACGGGGGUCAACCUGGUGGUGCUGGGCUUCGUCAUCAUCUCAGGACUGGUGAAGGGAGACCGUACUAACUGGAACCUCACUGUCGAGUACUUUGUCAACACAUCCAACAUCACUGAUACAGAGAUUAUUAAAGAGAAGUUUGGCAAUGGGGGUUUUGCUCCAUUCGGCUUCAGUGGAGUCCUUUCUGGUGCAGCAACUUGCUUCUAUGCCUUUGUGGGUUUCGACUGCAUCGCAACCACAAGUGAAGAGGCCAAGAACCCCAUGCGUUCCAUCCCCAUCGGUAUCGUGGCUUCUCUGCUCAUCUGUUUCUUUGCCUACUUCGGGGUGUCUGCAGCCCUCACUCUCAUGAUGCCCUACUACCUGCUGAACAAAGAGAGCCCGCUGCCAGAGGCCUUCAAGUAUGUGCACUGGGACCCUGCCCGCUACAUCGUGGCUGUGGGCUCCCUCUGUGCACUCUCCACCAGUUUACUGGGCUCAAUGUUCCCCAUGCCCCGUGUAAUCUAUGCCAUGGCUGAGGACGGCCUGCUCUUCCGUUUCCUCUCAAAGAUGAACAUCAAAACCAAGACCCCCCUGUUAGCCACCAUCGUGUCGGGUAUUGUAGCAGCCCUGAUGGCAUUCCUGUUUGAUCUGGCAGCCCUGGUGGACCUGAUGUCGAUAGGAACUCUCCUGGCAUACACACUAGUGGCUGUGUGCGUGCUUAUCCUCAGGUACCAACCGGGAACCCUGGGUGUCAGUGGUGCCAGUGAGAAGCUGGUGGAGCUGGUGGGUCUGCAGAGGGCAGCCAUGGCAGAGGGGGACAGUGGGGAUGAGUUUGGCCAGGAGAGUGAGGGGGAGACCAGGCCCCUCAGGGAGCGGUUCAUCCUCAAGAUGCUGCUGGUGCCCAGCUGUGACGUCCCAACCAAGACCUCCGGGCUCAUCGUCUACAUCACUACCGCUGUCAUCUCUGUGGUGUUCACCCUGCUGUGCAUAGUGCUGUCUGUGUGUGGGGUAGAGGUGGUGAGUGGCCACCCAGUGUGGGUCACCAUAUGUGCGAUACUGGCCUUCUUCUCCUUCCUGUGUGUGGUCAUCAUAUGGAGACAGCCCCCGAGCAGACAGUCACUCACCUUUAAGGUACCCCUACUCCCAGUGUUGCCAUUGGUCAGUAUCUUUGUCAACAUUUACCUCAUGAUGCAGCUGGAUGGGCCAACGUGGUGUCGCUUUGCAGUGUGGAUGACUAUUGGUUUUAUCAUCUACUUUGGUUACGGGAUUAAGAACAGCUCAGAGGCCACACCCAACCGCGGUAAAUUUGAGCCAGUCCUCCGAUCAAAGAGUCCCAACUUCCUGGCAGAGGAUGACAAUGAGGUGGAAGGAAUGAUGCCUUAGAGGCGAAUAGUGGUAGAAUAGAUGGUAUUUGCCCCAACGACAUAUGACGCAAGCCUUGAACAGGAGCACAUUCUUAUCUGUUUGUUUUUUAACUGUCUGGGAAUUGUGCCACAAUAGACUCUUAACUUUCUGUCUUAUACUUCUUCUGAAAUGGAUUAAAUUAAUGUUUUCCCUCAUCAAUCUACACACAAUAAUGAAAAAGGCAAAAACAUUUUUUUAGAAAUCUUUUGCAAAUGUAUUUA
Oncorhynchus tshawytscha (Chinook salmon) is the source of this 2592-nucleotide messenger RNA. Its product is annotated as cationic amino acid transporter 3. The transcript has 12 exons. Gene Ontology annotation, biological process: amino acid transport; transmembrane transport. Gene Ontology annotation, molecular function: amino acid transmembrane transporter activity. Lineage: Eukaryota; Metazoa; Chordata; Actinopteri; Salmoniformes; Salmonidae. The coding region runs from base 410 to 2350 and encodes 646 amino acids. Gene Ontology annotation, cellular component: plasma membrane. The record is from RefSeq and is a predicted model, not a curated record.